GAGUUCACAUGUCCAAACCCUGGUUUGUUAUCCUGCUCUCUACCAAAAGGUUCUAAUCCGCUUGUCGAAACUGUUGAUCUACUAAAACCUACUGGUUUUUGCAGAGGGAAAUGGCUUUCCUGCUCCGAAAUAUCAUGGGGAACUGCCUGUGGCAAAGCAGAGCAAAGGAAGAAACCGAGGAAAUUCUGGAGGAACAAGUGAAGGAAAGUGGGGUUGGGAAAAGUAGCGUGAAGGUGAAGAUAGUGGUUUCAAAGGAGGAGUUAGAGGUGUUGUUGCUUAAGCUCAAGGAUAAUGGAGGAAAGAGCUUAGAAGAGGUUUUGGAAGAAGUUGAGAAAGUGAGAUCAGAGAAGGUUGCAGGAUGGAGACCUUCAUUGGAGAGUAUCAUGGAGGACCCUGAAGGGCCUGAAAGGGAUAGAUGAUGAAUCUUCAUUUUUUUUUUCUUCUUGCUCUAUUUCUUCUUUACCUUUUUGUCCUAUUUUGUACUUUUAUGCUAAUUAAUUAAGAGUAGUAGAAAUCAAGGUCUCAAGUCAUUGUGAUGAAUUGAUGAUCUCCUUGAUUCUGGAAUUUUGGUUUGGGCGAUGACCCAAAUUUAGAAGCUUUCUCAUGUUUAUUACCAUCUAUUUGUUUUUCGAAAUAGAAAGGGAUGAUGUAUUGACUCAAUAGUUUUGAAUAUAAUUAGCAAUAUAGCUAUAUAUGGCACUUGAUUUUGUAAGCGAUGCCUUUGAUAUGUGAUGAAGUUUGUCUUUCUCACCGAAAUUUCUUUUCAUUUUUUGAUGGGGGUUCAAACUAGUAUAUAUAUAUAUAUAUCGUGAGUGCUCAAAAAUCACUUCAAAUUACAAGUUUUUUUUCCUUUUUUGGCCUUCAAAUUACAGGUUAUUCAUCAUCGUUUUGUAGGAAGAAAAGUGAGGAUUUUGGAAGAAGGAAGAAAAGUGAGGAUUUUGGAAGAAGGAAAAAAACAGAGAAGUGAUGCCUUAAAUUUUCUCGAGUAGUAGUUGGUUUGACAGAGUCUUAUGCUUUAGUCACCUAACCCAAAUGCAUUUCUCCAUCAAUAACCUCGAGAUUUGGGU
Molecule: messenger RNA, 1067 nt
Organism: Rubroshorea leprosula
Lineage: Eukaryota; Viridiplantae; Streptophyta; Magnoliopsida; Malvales; Dipterocarpaceae
Source: the annotation of a GenBank genome assembly